Molecule: messenger RNA, 3666 nt
Organism: Punica granatum (pomegranate)
Lineage: Eukaryota; Viridiplantae; Streptophyta; Magnoliopsida; Myrtales; Lythraceae
Source: RefSeq, a predicted model, not a curated record
CGCCUCGGUCCCGCCGUAUUUCAUAUUUUUGCCCUAAACGCCAAACCGGAUAAAGCCUCAGCCUCGGCCUCUUUCCCUCUUUUAGAAUCUGGCAUUUGGGAUAUUCCAAUACCCACCAUCUCCUCCCUCCAUCCCUCCCUCUAGGGUUUGGCGCACGAAGCUCUCCUUCCACGACCGGAUCGGUGACGGGUUAGGGCCUUCGCCAUGGGAGUCCCAGCUUUCUACAGAUGGCUCGCGGAGAAGUACCCGAUGGUGGUGGUCGACGUCGUCGAGGAAGAGCCCGUCGUCAUCGACGGCGUCUCCAUCCCCGUCGACACCAGCCAGCCUAAUCCCAACAACAUCGAGUACGACAACCUGUACCUCGACAUGAACGGAAUCAUCCACCCCUGCUUCCACCCCGAGGACAGGCCUGCUCCGAUGACCUUCGACGAGGUGUUUCAAUGCAUGUUUGAUUACAUCGACCGGCUUUUUGUGAUGGUCCGGCCUCGUAAAUUGCUAUACAUGGCUAUUGAUGGUGUUGCCCCGAGGGCUAAGAUGAAUCAGCAACGUUCUAGGCGUUUCCGAGCAGCUAAAGAUGCAGCAGAUGCGGCAGCUGAAGAAGAACGGCUGAGGAUGGAGUUUGAAAGGGAAGGCCGAAAGCUUCCUCCUAAACAGGAAUCACAACUUAUUGAUUCUAAUGUCAUCACUCCAGGAACUGAAUUUAUGGCGGUUUUGUCGGUUGCGCUACAGUAUUACAUACAUCUUAGACUUAAUAAUGAUCCUGGAUGGAGAUCAAUCAAGGUUAUACUAUCCGAUGCUAAUGUUCCUGGUGAAGGGGAGCACAAAAUAAUGUCAUACAUUCGUCUUCAAAGAAAUCUUCCAGGCUAUGAUCCAAAUACGCGUCAUUGCCUGUAUGGUUUGGAUGCAGAUUUAAUUAUGCUUGCACUGGCCACCCAUGAAGUCCAUUUUUCAAUUCUUCGAGAGAUUGUUUUCACACCUGGGCAACAAGACAAGUGCUUCCUCUGUGGUCAGAUGGGUCAUUUGGCUGCAGAUUGUGAAGGAAAACCGAAGAAAAAGGCAGGAGAAUUCGAUGAGAAAGGAGAUGAUGCUGCUGUGUCAAAGAAACCAUUCCAGUUUUUGAACAUUUGGACCCUUCGGGAGUAUUUGGAGUACGAGAUGAGGAUUCCUCAAUCUCCAUUCGAAAUAGAUUUUGAACGCAUUGUUGAUGAUUUUAUCUUCAUGUGUUUCUUUGUGGGCAAUGAUUUCUUGCCUCACAUGCCAACCUUGGAGAUUCGCGAGGGUGCUAUUAAUUUGCUGUUGGCAGUAUACAAGAAAGAAUUUAGAGCAAUAGGUGGAUAUUUGACCAAUGCAAGCAAGCCCCACCUAGAUAGAGUUGAGCGGUUUAUUCAGGCCGUUGGAUCAUACGAAGAUAAAAUAUUUCAGAAGAGAGCGAGAUUGCAUCAGCGUCAAUCAGAGAGAAUAAAGCGUGAAAAGGCACAAAGGAGAAGAGGGGAUGAUGCGGCCCCUCAAGCUGAACCUGAGUUGCUGGUUCCAGUUGCUCGAUUUCAGGGUUCUCGUCUUGCUUCAGGUCCCACACCUGCCCCUUAUCAGAUGGCCGGCGCUGGGAGCAAAAGAAAAUGGGAUGAAGAGGGUAAUGAGAUCUUGAUUCGCCCCAAUAAGGCUUCAUGCUUGUCUUCAGGGGCCACAAUAGGUGCUGCAAUUGUUGAAGCUGAGAACGAACUUGAGAUUGAAGUGGAUGAAAAUGAUAAUAAGGAGGAACUGAAAAUAAAGCUAAAGGGGUUGCUCCGUGAGAAAAAUGAUGUUUUUAACUCAGAAAAUCCAGAAGAAGAUAAGAUCAAAUUGGGGGACCCAGGGUGGAAAGAAAGGUAUUAUGAGGAAAAAUUCUCUGCAAAAACUCCAGAAGAAAUUGAGACGAUACGAAGAGAUGUUGUCUUGAGAUACACGGAAGGAUUAUGUUGGGUCAUGCAAUAUUAUUAUGAAGGGGUUUGUUCCUGGCAAUGGUUUUAUCCAUAUCAUUAUGCUCCAUUUGCUUCUGAUCUCAAGGAUCUCGGUCAGCUGGACAUAAAAUUUGAAUUGGGAACUCCAUUCAAACCUUUCAAUCAGCUAUUAGGUGUUUUUCCUGCUGCUAGUGCCCAUGCCCUUCCUUUGGAGUAUAGAAAGCUCAUGACUGAUCCAAAUUCUCCAAUUAUUGAUUUUUAUCCAACUGAUUUUGAAGUCGACAUGAAUGGGAAACGCUAUUCUUGGCAGGGCAUUGCAAAGUUGCCUUUUAUAGAUGAAGUUCGUCUUCUUGAUGAGGUCGCAAAAAUUGAACAUACAUUGACGGAGGAGGAAGCACGAAGGAAUAGCAUGAUGUUCGAUAUGCUUUUUGUAUCAUCCUCACAUCCGCUCUCUGUAUGCAUUUAUUCUCUUGAUAAUCGCGUUAAACAGUUGAGUGAUGCUGCUCGAGCUGAGAUCAAGGAGCCAUUGAAACCUGAGUUGAGAGCUGCAUGCAGUGGUGGGAUGAACGGCUAUAUUUCUCCCUGUGCUGGAGACCCAUGCCCUCCCUUUUUCAGAUCUCCUGUUGCAGAUAUGGAGGAUAUAAUGAACAACGAAGUCUUAUGUGUGAUAUACAAACUUCCCGAUUCACAUAAGCACAUAGCCAGACCACCUGCAGGUGUUAUAUUUCCUAAGAAGAUGGUGCAAGCCGAAGAUAUAAAACCUGUAACCUCGCUCUGGCAUGAAGAUAAUAGGCGGAGGGACGACGGGAGGUUCCAAUAUGAUUCUCGGAGGAACCCAGUGGAGAAUUACCUUAGGCCCAAUCCGCCAGGGUCCAUAUCGGGCCUACAGCUUGGAGAGGCUGCCCAUCGGCUUGUUGCCAACAGCUUGCAACUUGGCAACAACAGUUUCUAUGCUAAUCGGAUGCACGUCCCUCCACCACAACAUUACCCUGUAAUCCAAUCAGUAACAAACUACCCGUACCAGGGGCAGUACGUUGCUCCUUCCGCUCCUCCAGGCAUGGCGUACCCUCCUCGAGGGCGUGACAAUGGGUAUGUUCCCCCCUACCCUUCGUCAGGUGCUCCAGCUUACUCUUACGGGAACGAGAGAAACCAUCAGCGCGGUUAUGAUGGUCCUGGAAAGAGACAUGGUGGUCCGCACUCAAACCAGCACAGUAACAACGGGUACCCAAGAUCUCAUCCUCCCCCAUACGGGGGUCCCCCGGGAAAUAACCCUCAACAGUGGCAACGAGGCAAUUGGAACCCCCCACGGGGCAAUUAUAAUAAUCGUGCCGGCCCGCCCCAAUCAAGCAACCCGUACUCCGCUCUGGACAGGAGAUCGGACAGGCGGGGGCCGCCACCGAGGCACAGCCAUUACCAGCGAUAGAAUUAUUUAGGUUAUUUUUUCUUCAACACUCGAGAGCAUAGAGCAUAGUAAUGCCCUCGAUUGAAGAGUGUUGUACAAUUGUUUCAGGUUUGAUUAGAUUAAUGUCCCCAGGAGCUGUAUGAUCGUCGUCAUCAACAUCGUAAUCUUAUUGCUUGUUUCCUUCCAUAUAUUGUCUGUAUAUCUUAUUCAUCGUGGAGCGAUGACAUAGAUACAGUUUAGAUCACCUUUUUUCAUCUAUCUUGGCAGCGAUUUUGUAUUUUGAAUUUGCAUAAAUUUUACUCAAAUCAGAUUCUUGUCUUCCUGGGA